AAUGGUGACGUCAAGCGAGAAACGUGCAACAGCCAAUCAGAUUCAGCCUGUCGGUCACGUAAUUUAUCAGAAUCUCGCCAUCAUCAAUUUCUUCGGAAGUGAAUCUCGUUGAAAUGAUCUCUCGACGGAAAUUGUUGUUAUGGAAUAUUGCCGGGAUCUUAUUAAUAAAGUGCUAAAAAAGAAGAAGUCAAUCAUGGCCUCAGCAGUGAUAUUACAGGGUCUCGAGAUACAUUUUUACCUGCCAGAGACACACCAGAUCAUUCAUCUCUCAGGAAGUUUCACAGCAGAAGAGCUGUGUGUUGAAGCUGCCAAGAAGUUGGGUAUAUCUCCACUGUGUAGCAGUUUGUUCGCCCUUUAUGAUGAAUUUAGCAAGAUCUGGUAUCCACCCAAUCACUUGUUCAGUAUUGAUGAGACUUCAAGAUUGAAGCUGUACUAUCGCAUGAGAUUCUAUUUCACAAACUGGCAUGGGAGCAGCAAGACAACUCCUCCAGUGUUCAGACACAGUCUCAAGCGAGGGACGGGGUCCACGGGGACGGCUGUUCUGGAUGUAGCUUCGCUAAUGUACCUUUACGCACAGAGUCAGUGUGACUUUCAGAGCAGUCUGGCGCCGCUGCGUAGCGCUCGUGAUGAGAGUGACGUCCAGCAGAUAGAAAAUGAGUGUUUGGGUAUGGCGGUGAUGGCCAUCUCCCAUGAUUCCAUUGAAAAAAAACGUCCUGUCAGUGAUUUUGAGUACAAGAAUUACAUCCCCAAGGUCCUGUACAAGUCCAUACGUAACAGGAACGUUCUCACACGCCUGCGCAUCUCCAAUGUCUUUAAAGUGUUCCUUGAGGAAUUCACCAAAAACACUGUGCAAGGCAACAAGAUCAGUACCCAUGACCUGAAGGUCAAAUAUAUGUCCACUUUGGAGACUCUAACGAAACACUUUGGCCAGGAGGUGUUUGAACCCACAUCACUUGUCAUACAUGAGAAUGAGGAAGUAAUCACAGACUCCAGCAGUGCUGCUGAUGUUCAAUACAAGAUCCUGGUGUCUGGCACCUCUGGCAUUCAUUGGUGUGAAGUCUCAAAGGAGGCCGAUUCAGAUCCGUGGACCAAUCAGGAGAGACGUAAAUCAAAGAGAGACAGCAAGAAACUGAGGAAAGCAGUAUUACAUGAUGCAGGAGAGGACAGAUGGACACUCUUUUCAGACUUUAAUGAGAUAACGCAUCUUCUCAUCAAAUCCACCGUGGUUACUAUCCACAAACAGGACAACAAAAACAUGGAGCUGAAGCUGGCAGCCCAUGAGGAGGCGCUGUCCUUUGCUAGUCUUGUAGAUGGAUACUUCAGGCUCACAGUAGAUGCGCAUCAUUUCCUCUGCAGGGAUGUGGCUCCCAUUUCAUUGGAAAAGAACCUACGAGAGGGCUGCCAUGGUCCAAUCAAUACUGAAUAUGCCAUCCAUAAACUGAAGCAGGAAGGUUAUGAGGAGGGCAUGUACCUGCUGCGCUGGAGCACUCACGACUUUGAUCAUGUUCUCCUGACUGUCAUAUGCAACGAGAGAGAUUGUCACGGCAGCAUCACCAAAGCCUUCAAGAACUUCCAGAUUGAGGCGAGCGCACAGGGCUUCCACCUGACUGGGACAGAUAUUGUAAAGCCCACUCUGAGAGAGCUGACAGACCACCUGUCCAGCCAGUGUCUCACAACAGACCACACCACCUUAAGACUUGAGUGUGGCUGCCCACCCCAACCAAAAGAGCAAUCCAACCUUGUCAUGAUGACCAGGAGAGAUUCAGUGUUGCCACAAUCUUCCUUCAUUAAUGCGGUCCAUGGAAUCCUUAAGAUCCUCAGAAAUGACAUUACCCAGGAGAAACACCUGGGUCAAGGCACUCGCACAAACAUCUAUGCCGGCAAGCUGAAGUUGAGAAAUGAGGAUGAUGAGGGUUCAUCAGACAGUGAGGUGGUGGAUGUGGUUCUGAAGAUGCUGGCUGCAGGACACAUUUCUGCCUUCCUGGACACAGUGAGUGUAAUGCAGCAGAUAUCCCAUAAACACAUGGUUCUGAUGUAUGGCAUAUGCAUGCACAGCAUGGACAUCAUUAUGGUGGAGGAGUUGGUUCAGCACGGCCCUCUGGAUCUAUUCAUGAGAAAUCAUCGCUCUGAACUCACACCCUCCUGGAAGUUUCAAGUUGCGGAGCAGCUUUCCAGUGUCCUCAGCUAUUUGGAGGAUAAGAAGCUCGUUCAUGGCUAUGUCUGUGCUAAAAAUGUACUGUUGAAGCUGGAUGGGCUGGAAGGACAAGGCGGUCCUUUCAUUAAACUUAGUGAUCCUGGACUGUCCAUCUCUGUACUCAGCCAAACGGAGUGCAUUGAAAGGAUCCCCUGGAUCGCCCCGGAGUGUGUUAAAAACAGCAAAGCGCUGAGCAUUGCAGCAGACAAGUGGGGGUUUGGGACCACGCUAUGGGAAAUCUGCUACAAUGGCGAGGUGCCCCUGUGUGAGAAGAAGCUCUCAGAGAAAGAGCGAUUCUACGAGGUGUGUGGUACUCUGGUCACCCCCAGCAUCAGUGAACUGGCUAAUCUGAUCUCACAGUGCAUGAACUAUGACCCCAAGAAGAGACCGUUCUUCAGAGCCAUAGUGAGAGAGCUGGGCCGCAUCAAAGAGCAGCACGAGAAGGACGUUCAACUUAUAUCAGGGGCAAUUCCUCCACAGGAGACUGAUCCUACAGAUUUUAAGAGGAGAUUUCUCAAGAAAAUACGAAAACUUGGAGAGGGUAACUUUGGGAUGGUGGAACUGUGUCUGUAUGACCCUAAGGGAGAUCAGACAGGUGAGCUGGUGGCUGUCAAAUCUCUGAAAGGGGAAAACGAGAGCAGCAACCUGAGGAGAGAGAUCAGCACGAUCAGAAACCUCUACCAUGAAAACAUUGUCAAAUACAAAGGCAUCUGCAAUGAUGAAGGAGGUUCGGACAUCAAACUCAUUAUGGAGUAUUUGCCCGCUGGAAGUCUGAAAGAAUACCUGCCUCGUAACAAAUCCAGCAUCGAUCAGAAGAGACUGCUGCUUUAUGCUCUUCAGAUAUGUCAGGGUAUGGAGUACCUGGGAUCUCAGAACUACAUCCACAGGGAUCUAGCAGCAAGAAACAUCUUAGUGGAGAAUGAAUCACUUGUGAAGAUCGGGGACUUUGGUCUGACUAAGAGCAUCAAAGAUGAUAAGGAGUAUUACAAAGUGACUGAAGAACAAGACAGUCCGGUGUACUGGUAUGCUCCAGAAUGUCUGAUUAAUCGGAAGUUCUAUAAGGCAUCCGAUGUUUGGUCAUUUGGGGUCACUCUCUAUGAAAUCAUGACCUACUGUGACCGCGAGAACAGCCCUCCACAGGUAUUCCUGCAGACAAUUGGCCGGUCUCAUGGGCAGAUGACCAUGGCCAGACUGGUAGAAGCUCUCGAGAAAGGCUGGAGGAUGCCAUGUCCAGAUUCAUGCCCUGAAAUGGUGUACACUCAGAUGCACAGGUGCUGGAGUCACGCCCCAGAAAACAGAGCGGACUUCAAGAGCCUCAUCAAAGAGAUUGAGUUUCUCCUUACUAGAGAAAACAUGUAACUUCCAUUCAUCAGGUCCACUUACAGAAUUCAGAUCCAUUUUGUAUUUUUAUGCACCUUUCUCAUUAUACUAAGAAAAGUCAGGCAUGAUGCAUGUUAUUUUCUGUUCAAAUCUUUCCCACUUAAUUAUCUACCUCCAAAAACACUUAGUUUAAACAUUGUAUUCUUACUAGGUUAGCACACCACUUAACGCUUAACAGGUAUCAAGUACUAAAAAGAUUAAUUUAUACAUGCUAUAGCCGCAUCAAAUCUAGGGCCAGAUUUACUAACAGCUUGCACCAGCUCAAACCCUGUCAGGAUUUGCUAAACAAAGAGAAAAAUGAAUGUGGACAGUUAUUUUUGUAGUUGAACUUAUUUACGCUUUUAUAGGAAUUUCCCUUCAGAUGCAAUUGAUGGGAGGAGAGCUUAAAGUCAAUGACGCAACACGCGAUGCAGUUUACACAAGGUUUCCGCAGGUCAAUUUACUGAUACAGUACUUGUAUCACUGUCUUAACCCAUGUUGCGCUUGACAUGACAUGAUAGCUUCUAAUUUGCACCGCUCUUGGCAGAUUGCAUUGGUCAUUAUGGAAAAAUAAUGUGGCUGUGUCUGUGUUCUUUAAUUUUGCAUUGUCAGUAGAUCACAAAGAACUUUAUACACCUAUCUGCACUUUUAUGGAAUUCUGAUCUCACGCUAAUUUGCCCUGAUUAGUAAAUCUGUCCAGUAAUGUAUUAAAAAGUAUGAAUUACUUUAUAAAAGAUGAAGCGCCUUAAUAUGGCUGGAGACAUAUUUGUUGUAGCUGCUUUCUAUAGCUGCUUUUCCACCGUUGGGGUAAGAAACGGUUAUAUUUUCACUUCAACUCAGAACGCAAGUAGUGGCGUCGCCACUCAGAAUUGGUCAAGUGUAGGGCUGGGUAUCGAGGUCGAUACUUUUUAGGCACCGACCGAAAUGCCUCGAUACCAUCGAGUAUUGAAAAACCUCUUGUCGUUCGGUACCAAACUUCGAUACCCAAGGGGUUAAUCUCGUCAACAUCAGUGUGCCAAUAAGCCUGCAGCACUAGGUGUGUUCGACUAGAAGUGGCGCCGCGCAGAUCGGCGGCUUUCACACUGAACGCGGAAUGCGCAGACCUUCAGAGCGCAGUGGCAAAAGUUCAAUUCAUUUAAACUUUGAGCACAGCUUGUGGGCCAGUGGUGCGCUCCGCUGCGCGUGCGCUUUGGUCGACGCAGCAACAAACCGUCUUCGUGAGAGCGAUGCUUUCUGCAGAGCAGUCUGCUCUCUAAAGCUCUCUUGAUCCUACGCAGAGCCGCGACAAAGUCGAACACCCCUGCUAGUUUACAACAGUUGCACUCAGAGAUGUGGCUCACACAGGAGGCUGUAGCAUGAAAGCAUUACAACCCCCUUAGAUGUAAGGCUACGCUUACACUGGUGCGUUUUUGUUUAAAAAAUUAAAACAAUCCUCAUCCAUACUGGAAGUGUGGGUUACGUGAUCAUUCAUGAACACUGUAGCAUGAUGCUACAUAAGACAAUAAAUAAGAUUUAUAUUCCACUUUUACUCAAAACUCAUUUUAAACAAUCAGCAAGUUUUUAAUAACUUUGUUUGCCGUCGAAAGUGUGUUUUGGCCAUGUAAUGUUGUUGAAAUAUGUUAUGUCCUCUGAAUCAGAACAGCGAUUGCAGAAGAGAGAAGGCAUAUAAUGUUAUACAUACCGGCAGACAGUGCUGGAAGGUGCUAGUGUUUGUCAGUAAAUUAGUGGAAAAUGAAUAGAAAUUAUGAUUUUGUCUGAGGUAUGCAUUUUAAAACGAAUAUGCACUAGUGUGAAUGUAGCCUAACAGAUGUGUAAACUGAAAACUUUUUCAGCUUUAUUAAUUAUUUUCACUGAUUUAUUGUGUUGGAUAUAUUUUGUUCCUUUGUGCAGUGGCUCAGGAGUCUUUGAAUCUGUCAAUAAAGAAAUUAAUUUGAGAUAAUGUAAUCUUGUUAAAAUUGUUUUCAUAAAAUUGGUAUCGAAAAAAGUAUCGUUCAGGAACCGUAUCGAAGUCAAGGUAUCGGUAUCAGCAACGAUAUUGAAUAUUUUUGAACAAUACCCAGCCCUAGUCAAAUGUUUGUUUUCUGGCUGCUAGUUUCUUUGUAUAGCUGGCCAAGCAUGCUAUUUGAGUAAACAGAAAUAUCUAUUCAUCCUCUAUAACGCAGACUCUAAAAGAAAAACAAUAACCAAUUCUUAUCCGAAAGCAUAAUGGAACGGUUAAGCAAUAAGAACUCUAUGGUGGAAAAGCAGCUUAUGACAGAUAAGACGGAUAAAUAGAUCUAUUAAAAUGCAGGGUGGAUACAUAUUAUCAUGAUUGUCAUUUCAUUUUAUAUAUUUUUUUAAAAAUAGUCUUGCUGGGUGUUAUAUUCAGUUGAUUGUACUACAGACUUUUUUAAUAUACUAUAUCAUUAAAAAACAAAUAAAAAACAGUUUUGACUUGUGUUUA
Labeo rohita (rohu) is the source of this 5996-nucleotide messenger RNA. RefSeq names its product tyrosine-protein kinase JAK1-like. Gene Ontology annotation, molecular function: cytokine receptor binding; non-membrane spanning protein tyrosine kinase activity; ATP binding. The record is from RefSeq and is a predicted model, not a curated record. The coding region runs from base 140 to 3553 and encodes 1137 amino acids. Gene Ontology annotation, cellular component: membrane; cytosol; cytoskeleton. NCBI's taxonomy places the organism in Eukaryota, Metazoa, Chordata, Actinopteri, Cypriniformes, Cyprinidae. The transcript is spliced from 24 exons. Gene Ontology annotation, biological process: hemopoiesis; intracellular signal transduction; tyrosine phosphorylation of STAT protein.